UUGUGCUAAGUGUUUUAUUAUUCACAAAGUGAUCCGUAGUUAUUCUGUGCAGUGUGUAGUAUGUUCAAGCUUCAACAAUCAACAAUAACAGCAACAUAUAAUCAUCAACUUGAUAUGUAACCAACGAUGCAGUGAUAUAUUUUUAUCAUUAAAUAAACUCUAUUAGUUAAUAUCUAAUACUCGUUGUUAAAAGUUAUUAUAAAAGUUCUGAAUGAAUUUAAUGAAUGUUAACGUUUUCCUCUUGAGGAAUUCGGAAGGAAUUGUCUUAAAUGGAAAACAAUUUGGUAACACCAAAUAAUUACGUUGAUUGCUGUCGUACGUGCUUAAAAAGAAAUCCUGACAAUAUGUUGGAUAUAUUUGAAGAACAGGAUUUGGUCAAUAUAUUGACCUCAUGCACUUCUAUACAAGUCCAAAAAGUAGAUUUAUUACCCAAGAAAAUAUGUAAAUCUUGCUAUGAGUGUCUAGUAACUUUUUAUAAAUUCAAAGAACUUGCCGAAGACAUAGAUCACCAGUUCAAAAAUAUGGCUUUUAAUAAACACUUAAGUGUACAAGAAAGGCCAGAAUCAAAUCUUAAACAAGUAUUUCCAGAUAGUGUUGCUGAAAAUAUUUGCAUACAUACAACUCCAGUAAAAUGUGAUGUUUGUAAUAAAGAAUAUAAGGGCAAAUCUAAUUUAGAACAACAUAUAAAGGAGCAUUCACCAGCGGCCUGUAAUAUCAAUGAGACAAAAUUGUAUAAUAAUCCAAUCAGACAAAGGAUUGACCAAAAUCUACUAUGUAGUGUAUGUAAAAUCUCAUUUAAAUCUAUAAACUCACUAUCAGCACAUAAACGUAAGCAUACAGAGAGAGGGCGUAUUUUGUCUUGUUACAAAUGUGGUAAAGUUUUUAAAAAAGUAAGUCAUUUGAAACGUCAUGAACUAAUACAUAAUGACAACCACCCUUAUAAGUGUUUUCUAUGCUCCAAAACAUUUCCCUUAGAAAGUCGCUAUAUGGAACAUAUAAAUGAACAUAAUGGAAUUAAAACUCACACAUGUGUGAUAUGUGCAAAGGCAUUCACACAUUUGUCAACAUUAAGAACUCAUUUAAAUAACCAUAUGAAGAAGACACAGAAUCUAUGCCCAACAUGUGGAAAGACCUUUGUUAGUAGUACUAAUUUGAGCCAGCAUAUGAAACGGCAUAAUGGGUUGAAGACUUUUGUAUGUACCUUGUGUGCUAAGCAGUUUGUUACUAAUGGCGAACUAAAAUCCCAUCUUAAAACACAUUCAGGAGAACCCGAGUGUGCUUGCGAUCAAUGUGGAGUCACAUUUACUAAGAGGAGUUCAUUAAACAAACAUAAACUCCGACAUCUUGGUAUAAGACCCUAUGAGUGUGAAACAUGUCCAAAGAAGUUUACAAGUAAAGGAGGUCUUAAGCGACACAUCCGAAUACAUACAGGCGAAAAACCAUACAGAUGUGAAAUUUGUAAUAAAGCAUAUACACAGAGCAAUGAUCUCGUAAAACAUACAAGAGCCCAUCUUGGAGAGAAAUUGUAUAAAUGUUCGCACUGUCCAGAAAUUUUUCGCCUACAAACCGAACUACGGCGUCACACAUCUCAACAUUUAAAUCAGAUUCAAGCGAACUAUUUAUACAAAGACAUGGAAGAGCGUUUAAUCAAUGAAAUAAAUAAAAAUGUAGAUACAAGUAUAGAAAGUUGAA
This is a messenger RNA of Pieris brassicae (large cabbage white), 1692 nucleotides long. RefSeq names its product zinc finger protein OZF-like. Lineage: Eukaryota; Metazoa; Arthropoda; Insecta; Lepidoptera; Pieridae. The coding region runs from base 270 to 1691 and encodes 473 amino acids. The record is from RefSeq and is a predicted model, not a curated record. Gene Ontology annotation, molecular function: zinc ion binding. The transcript is spliced from 6 exons. Gene Ontology annotation, cellular component: nucleus.